GAACGAAUCGUUCAUGAACUCACGUCACUAAAGCUCGCAGGAUCAGGGGGCUUUGCGAGACUAGCGACCGACAGAGCAGCGGAAGAAUUUAGUGUGAGAGUCGUCAGUCUAGCAGUUGGCAGCCGAUAGACAGCUUCCAUUUACACAAAAGCAACUCCCGCGGUUGUCCUGCAAGCUACGGCCGGCAUGAAGAGGUGAUUGCAACUAAUUAGUCACUGCAACUGGUCAUCAGCUUGGACUGGAUGCUGUGUAGGCAUAUGCGUUAUUGUUGUAACGUGCUCAGCAGCAGGAGGUGGAGAGGGUUUGCAGUCCCGUGCCACAGUCAGGGAUGGACACCUGGACACCGAAUCCUCGAGCAAAACCGUUCAUCCCUCGCCAGCAACGGAGCCUCUAUCUCACCUGGAAGUACAAAUUAACUAACAAGCGAGCUCUCCGCCGAGGCUGCCAGGCUGGAGCGGUUCUAUUUCUGCUGGUCACAGUCAUUGUAAAUAUCAAACUAAUCUUAGACACAAGAAGAGUAGCCAAUGAGGAAGAGGCAGUGCAGGAGUAUGACGACGCCCUGCCCAACAUGGAGACCCCGCGCAAGACAGCGAGCGGUAGGAAGGUCCUGGACAUUGAGGUGUACUCCAGCCGCUCCAAAGUCUAUGUGGCAGUGGACGGCACCACUGUGUUGGAGGAUGAAAUGCGGGAGCAGGGCCGAGGCAUUCACGUGAUAGUCCUCAACCAGGCUACAGGCCAUGUGAUGGCCAAGAGGAUAUUUGACACCUACUCUCCCCAUGAGGACGAGGCCAUGAUCCUCUUCCUCAACAUGGUGACGCGUGGCAGGGUCCUCAUCUUCACCAUCAAGGAUGAGGGGACGUUCCACCUGAAAGAGUCUGCUAAAAACCUGCUGAAGGGGCUUGGGAGCCAGGCGGGCCUCAACCUCAGCUGGAGAGACAUGUGGACCUUGGUGGUGAAGAAAGGAGGUCAGUUGUAUGGUGAGAAACACUCCAAGUCCCCAGCCCUGUCCACCUGGGGAGAUCCUGUUCUACUGAAGACUGAGGUGCAGCUCACUGCUUCGGAAGAUGCAGAGUGCCAUUGGGCUGACACAGAGCUGAACAGGAGGAGAAAACUCUUCUGCAGUAAGGUGGAGGGCUACGGCAGCAUCUGUAGCUGCAAGGACCCGGCCCCCAUUGAGUUCAACCCAGACCCACUCCCCAACAACAAUGUGUUCAAUGUUCCUGUGGCGGUCAUCGCUGGGAACAGACCUAACUAUCUGUACAGGAUGCUGAGGUCUCUGCUCUCGGCCCAGGGGGUCAACCCACAGAUGGUCACAGUCUUCAUCGAUGGAUACUAUGAGGAGCCCAUGGAUGUGGUGGAGCUGUUUGGACUGAAGGGGGUUCAACACACUCCCAUCAGCAUCAAGAAUGCCAGAGUAUCACAGCACUACAAAGCCAGUCUCACUGCAACCUUCAACCUACACCCAGAUGCCAACUUUGCCAUAGUCCUGGAGGAAGACCUAGAUAUCUCCAUAGAUUUCUUCAGUUUCCUGAGCCAGACCGUCCAUCUGCUCAACGAGGACGACAGCUUAUACUGCAUCUCAGCCUGGAACGACCAGGGUUAUGAGCACACAGCAGAGGACCCAGCUCUCCUCUACAGAGUGGAGAGUAUGCCAGGCCUGGGCUGGGUGCUGAAGAAGAGUCUCUACAAGGACGAACUGGAGCCCAAGUGGCCCACGCCUGAGAAGCUGUGGGACUGGGACAUGUGGAUGCGUAUGCCAGAACAGAGGAAAGGCAGAGAGUGUAUCAUCCCUGACGUGUCCCGCUCCUACCACUUUGGCAUCAUCGGACUCAACAUGAACGGCUACUUCCACGAAGUGUAUUUCAAGAAGCACAGGCUCAACACGGUCCCUAAUGUCCAGCUGAAGAAUGUAGACGGCUUGAAGAAAGAUGCCUACGAGCUGGAGAUUCAGAACUUACUUAAAGAGGCUGAUGUGCUGGACCACAGUAAGAACCCAUGUGAGGACUUGUUCAUCCCUGAUACAGAGGGGAAGACCUAUGUCAUGUACAUCAAGAUGGAGCUGGAGACUGACACAUCCACCUGGACUGAGCUCGCCAAGUGUCUCCAUGUGUGGGAUCUGGAUGUGAGGGGGUACCACAACGGCCUGUGGAGGCUCUUCAGGAAGAGGAACCAUGUCCUGGUUGUGGCCGUUCCUAUCUCACCAUACUCUGUGAAGAAGCCAGUGAACAUUACACCCAUCCACCUAGAGCCUCCGCCCAAAGAAGAGGGAGCCCCCAUGGAGCAGCGUUAGCCCAACACCUCCACACACCCUCUCACAAUGCUAUCGACUGGUAAUAAGGUCAUUCUUGCAGGGGCUUGUGGCGUCGGAGAGCCAUUUUCUUUACACUAUAUCACACAGAGGGGGGUAUGUGGUGUAGAAGUGAUCCACACUGCCUACUGAGGUAGCUUGAGAAUCUUGAUUCCUGAGGUCAGAUUUGGCACCAGAUUCGUUUCUUUACACUGCAAAAAUAGUCUCUUUUGAAACUGGUUUCAAAAUAGCAUGGUGUAGAAGGUGGAGUAGCCCACCACACACACUCUCUCUAGCCUGGCCUUAACGCCAACACCCUUACCCUACUACCAACACCACCCUCCUGGCCUCACCACAGACAGCAGGGCUUCUUGGAAGUAGUGUUUUUAUGGUGGUCAGACACUGACUGGACUGCACCACUGAUCAUCAUUGGUCUUUCACUGUGUGGAGGUUCACUAGAAGAAGGUUUUUGACGAAGUGGGAGAUUGACCGUAUUAGGCUGUGGCACAGGAUUCCAUCCAAAUGGUUACGUAUAUAUAGCUAUGCCCCUUACUGACACUCCACCUGUGAAUUCUCGGAGAAGAGGAGAGGGGACAAAGGCUGGACCAGAAAGGAGUACAAAAGGGAUCUGUUAACAUUUACUGCAUCUUUGAUGCGUCUCCUUUACGACGGUUGGAUGAUGUUUGAAAGAAACAAACUGGAUGAAAAGGGGGAGAAGGAGAGGGAGGAUAAUUGACGCUCAAAUCUCACCCCCAGCUUUGUGGGGACACAUCCGCAUAAAUAAGUGGCUUCUGAUGAAACUUGCCCAACCAGAAAAUAAUGUAUUUUCUUUUUAUUUCUAAGUGCUUUGUCAAUCCUGUAUACAUUAACUUAUGUUUAUUUAUUUCACUUGCCAGUAUAUCAACCAACAAGUGUUUGAAAUGUUUUAUUUUUAAUCUGAUUUUUAUUAAUAUCAAUUCAUUAAAAAAAAAAUUUUUAGGCCUAACGUUUACAGAUCUGAUAUAAUAAUGUACAGUUGAAGUCGGAAGUUUACAUACACCUUAGCCAAAUACAUUAUUUAAACUCAGUUUUUCACAAUUGUUGACAUUUAAUCAGAGUAAAAAUUCCCUGUCUUAUGUCAGUUAGGAUCACCACUUUAUUUUAAGAAUGUGAAAUGUCAAUAAUAGUAGAGAAUUAUUUAUUUCAGCUUUUUUUUAUUUCAUCACUUUCCCAGUG
Messenger RNA from Salmo salar (Atlantic salmon), 3502 nucleotides. RefSeq names its product protein O-linked mannose N-acetylglucosaminyltransferase 1 (beta 1,2-) (gene pomgnt1). Gene Ontology annotation, cellular component: Golgi membrane. Lineage: Eukaryota; Metazoa; Chordata; Actinopteri; Salmoniformes; Salmonidae. Gene Ontology annotation, biological process: protein O-linked glycosylation via N-acetylgalactosamine. Gene Ontology annotation, molecular function: beta-1,3-galactosyl-O-glycosyl-glycoprotein beta-1,3-N-acetylglucosaminyltransferase activity. The record is from RefSeq and is a predicted model, not a curated record.